GGCAGGUGGUGACUGGAUAGAAUUAACUGAGAUACACACACAAGCUGAGGAAGUACUUGAAGAGAAAUAGCAUGUGAUGACAUAUAUUUGCCACCUUGUUCUUACAUUAUUUGUUCAUUUUGAUGAUCUUUAUGUAUGUUGUAAGCUGCUCUGUUUUAGAACUGACAUUAAUAUACAUCUGGAGAAACUGGUACAAUCAAUCUUAGGAACUGUAAACCUAGUAUGAAGAAAAAUAAUGACUACUAGGGCAUCUGUUACUUGUAAGGACACUUCUGGGAGGAUUUUAAGACAGUGCUGUCUUUCCCCCAGUACCCAGGGGAGUUUCUGCACCCUGUGGUAUAUGCAUGUACUGCAGUUAUGUUGUUGUGCCUGUUUGCUUCCAUUAUCACCUACAUUGUCCAUCACAGCACAAUCAGAAUAAGUAGAAAAGGAUGGCACAUGCUUCUCAACUUUUGUUUCCAUACUGCUCUUACAUUUGCUGUUUUUGCUGGUGGAAUUAAUCGCAUUAAAUAUCCAAUUAUAUGUCAAGCUGUUGGCAUAGUACUACAUUAUUCUACACUCUCUACUAUGCUAUGGAUUGGAGUAACUGCCAGGAAUAUUUAUAAGCAAGUCACAAAAAAGCCUCAGCCAUGCCAAAACAGUGACCAACCUUCCUAUCCAAAGCAGCCGCUACUCAGAUUUUACCUGAUCAGUGGUGGAGUACCUUUUAUUAUAUGUGGGAUUACAGCAGCAACCAAUAUCAAUAAUUAUGGGAUUGAAGGCAAUGCACCAUAUUGCUGGAUGGCAUGGGAGCCUAGUCUUGGUGCUUUUUAUGGGCCAGUCGCAUUCAUUGCGCUAGUCACCUGUGUUUACUUUCUCUGCACGUACGUGCAAUUGAAGCGCCAUCCUGAACGCAAGUAUGAGUUAAGGGAAAAGACAGAAGAUCCGCAGAGAAUGCCAAGUACUGAGGUGGGCCAUGGUCAUAUUACAGACUCUGUUUCCAUUCCCCAGUCAACUUGCUCCAUGAUUUCUUCUUCCUUAUUGGAAAAUGAGCAUUCAUUUAAGGCUCAGCUUCGAGCCGCAGCAUUCACUUUGUUCCUCUUUACUGCCACUUGGACCUUUGGAGCACUUGCAGUAUCUCAAGGUCAUUUCUUGGAUAUGAUAUUUAGCUGUCUUUACGGAGCCUUCUGUGUGACCUUGGGGCUUUUCAUCCUGAUCCAUCACUGUGCAAAACGAGAUGAUGUGUGGCAUUGCUGGUGGUCCUGUUGCCCAUCUAGAAGAAACACCUACUCUGUCCAGGUUAAUGUGCGCCCAAAGGUUAAUGUCAAUGGUGACACUCAAGUUCAUGCACCUUGUCUCCAGGAAUCGCCAUGUCCCAACAAAUCAGGUGUAUUUAAUCAUCCAGCACCUAGCCACUGCAAACUUACUAACCUACAAGCAGUUCAAAAUCAUGUUAACUGCCUUUCGCCUGUGACACCUUGUUGUGCAAAAAUGCACUGUGAUCAGCUACUUGAUGACGAAGCUCACAUUCAUGUCCACAAUGAGGGAAGCUUCAGACCCAAUAUGCACAUUCAUAGAUGUCUGAAAAGCAGAACUAAGCCACGUUAUUUCAGUCGGCAUAGGUCUGCAGGUGAAAGAGAAUACGCCUAUCACAUUCCUUCAAGUAUUGAUGGCAGCAUCCACAGCUCACAUACAGACAGUCCCCACAGUACGCAUGAUAGCCAGUCAGGUCACAGAAGGGCCUGCUGCUCAAAAAGUGAUCCGUAUCCUACUGUCAACCAGCCAGAAAGUAGCGAUGCAAGUACUGUGAUAUAUAGUUGUGCUAAAAUGCCAGAAAGUGACACUGUGCACCAUCCAGCUCAUUUUGAAAUGCACCCACGGACACAGUCAUUGCCAUUUAAUACAACGAAUCACAAUGGAAUUCUCAAGGGAAAUGUGCAUGAAGCCAUGAUAUAUAGCUCAGAUAGUACAGGAAAUAUCAAAACUGGCCCCUGGAAAAAUGAAACUACUGUGUAGUUCAUGGGCCAUCAUAACGUGUUUUUCCCCCUAAAACAUCAUUAUUAUUGUUUUUAUUCCAAACUAUGACAUAUUUGUGUAGCUCAUCAAUAAAUUGUACAGCUUUUCCAUCUUUAUUUCCAUUUCCUUUGUAAGAGUCUGAGAGAGAUAGUGACAGCUUUGAAGUGAUACUUUUAAAAGUUGUAAAACCAUUGUGAAAGAUAAUUAGAAAAUGAAGUCUAGACAACUGAAUAUGAGAGGCAAUAUACUUUUGUUACACAGAAAAACAUUUUUUUCACAAAGCCAUCCUUUACAUUCAUUGUUUUCACUUCUGUAGUAACUUAAGACACUUUUUAUAAACAUAUCAGCAUCCUAAACUUUUACUUAUUUAUUUUUGUAGCAAAAUAUUAUUACUGUGCCAUGGAUUUUAAUCAGAAGUGGCUAUGAUAGAAAUGAUAAACAGGAUUUUAUAAAAUUACAGCUUUUUAGAUCUACAAAAGUGAUACUGCCUCUAAAGAUCUUCUGUAGCAUAUGGCCUGUAAAGUCGUGUAAUGUACAGUCUCUGUUCUGUCCUUUUUCUUGUGAGAGAGAAGUGCUAGGUAAUAUCUCUGUUACAUCUAUGGUGCUGUAUUGGUUGUAUUUUGCAUGACAUAUGUCAGGAUAUACCAUUUGCUGUUUUCUAGUGUUACAUGUGUUUAAAAAAAAAGAACAAAAAAAAAAGUGUUGUACAAGGCUGUGAAAAACCCUAUUGAUAUUAAUCUAGAGCAUUAUAAAUCUACAGAAGAAAAAAAAUCACUCUGCACUAGUUUUAAGUGGCACAAUCCUUUGUAUAAGGUUAUAUGAUAGCUUUGAUAAGGGUCCACUCUAAUGUCUUUACAGAGCAUGCACUACUCAUUGUAUGUGACACUGUGUGGUGUAAUAGCAAUUGUCUCAACAAGUUUUACACUUCUUUCUUUGUAAAGUAUGCCUUUUGAACAAAUCCGUAAGCUGUUUCACAAUAACCUUUCCACAUCGGUUAAGGUAGAGCAGUUUUAUCAUUAACUCUUUGAGGACUACGGUUAUUUUCUUACAAGUAGCUUAUUCUCAUCCAGAGACACUGUAUAUAUGAUACUGUCUAUUUAGUUAUAUGAUCAAUGUAGUCCAGAAUUGCCAGGAAAGAGAAAGUUCAGUCAUUUCAGAAAAACACACCUUCUUAGAGUCCAUCUAUUAAUUUCACCACUUGCUUUCUGAAAACCCAUUUCCUCUCCUAGCAAAUUUCAGAUUGUCUUCAUCCUUUAAUGCAAAUUUGACCUUCAGAGAAGUUCUUUAUGUUCAUGAUUUCUGCUGAAUUGUAGGGCACUCCAGGGUCAGUGCCAUUGUUAAUAGAUUAACAAGGCUCUUGGAAAGAAAUUUUUUCGCUUUUCCAUGAACAUCUGGACACAAAGCAUCAACUCACAGUACAGAACUGCAUCAUAAUUAUCUGUGUAUGAAAUAAGACUGCUUUUUUUCAAGUAGAAAGGGUUCAUAAUAAUAAUGGAUUGCAGAGACUGAAUAGGAGCAUAGAGCUAAGAGAAAAAUGUCUACAGUGGGAAGUGAGCAGUGCGCCCAUAAAUAAGAGAAAAAGCACAAUUCUGUAAGGCCACAUGAGAAAGUUUGCUGUCAGGUCUUAACACGGGCUUCUGUAAUUGCUCCAUUGCUGCAGAGAGGAAAUAGAAAAUUCCCUUGAGAGAUCAUCAGUCAGUGAUUCUCUGUGUGUAUGUUGCAGAAAUCAUCCCAUAUUUCAGCCCACUAUUUCUGUUAUUCGCAGUUUAUUAGACUGUACCUUUUUUUAAUAUAUAUAUAUGUAGGAAUUUAUUUCCUAAUAGUGUACAUAAAGAUGACAAUUAUAAUUGUUAGAAUGUUAUAAAAACAUGUAAGUCAGAUGAAUGUGUUCUGCAGUGUUGCAGGUGGGAAUUAGUACUCAAAGGGUUAAUGCUCAGUAUCUGAGUGCAAGAAAUCUUGUUUUUCUGUAUUUUUGUAAAUUUGAAAUAUAUAUUGUAAACUCCAGCAGUGCAAUGUAUCCAUCUCAGAUUGUGUAUUUUUAAAAGGUGAGCAAGAAGAAUGCACUAGGUGGUUGUCAAGUUUUGAGCCAAUAUACAAGAGUUUCAUGACUGCUUCUUCAGCUAAUACAAAAUACAAAAAAAGAAAAGAAACGCCUGAGCUUUAUUAUGUAUAUGCUGUAUAUGCUUGAACUGUCUCUAAACUAAAAUACAGUAUUUUUUCUUUGUUUGCAUAAUGAAAUAUUUUCUGUUUAAUAAUUGUUCUCUUUUACUACUACUUUCACUCAUUCCACAUAGACAGUGAGCCCUAAACAAGCAUAGACAUAAUGUGAAUUACUACUUCUCCGUGUCUCAGCACUAAGUGUACAUAUAUUCUGUAAUAGCAAAAACCUAGGAGGUCUGCAGACCAUUAUGCAAAAUAUUCCACACACACAGCCAAGUGAAAUACUCACUCUGCAAGAACCCACUCGGUGAGCUUCUUUAUUCAGCUUGUGUUUUAAUCACCUCUGUUAUUUAGUCGGAGAGGGCAGGUUCAUCUUCAUAAUGGCUUACAAAGAAGUAAAUAGGUGCUGCUUUCCACAGAAUAUCUUAUGUGAUAAAACUCUCUGGAAUUUAAACAUAAAAUAUUAAAACACUUUUCUUAUUGUGUUAAAAAUUAUUUAGUGAAUAUUUCUGGGCUAAUUUGGAAGAGAUGUGUUAUGCAAUAAUCUGUUUGCAUAUUAUUUUUUCAGAAAAUAUACAGUAUAACUACAGAGUAGGAGAACAUGAUAUUAAAUAAAUAUAAAAAUGUUUUGUAACAUCGAAUUUGACCAAAAUGCGUUUUGUGCUUUUGACUUUCUUUUUUUCCCUUAAGAUAAAUGAGGUGAUUUCAAUGCUUUGGGAGUCUGGCUUUGUUUUAUUGUGGGGGUUUGGUCAAUUAUAGUCAGUGAACCAUUACUACUUUACCUGAUUUUCGUUACUAUAAAAAUAAGUCAGUGAAAUAACCAGAGUAUAAGAAAUAUAUUGUCCAAGUAAACUCCUUGUGGACUUACACAUGUAACAUAUUUUAAAGUCAGUAUUGGUUUUGGUGAUUCACUGAUGACAUAAAAAUGACUGAACAUAUUUUUACUGUUAAUUUUUUGUCUGAGAUUAAGCAAGAGAAAUUUCAUCCCAGAAAGAUAAGUUUUGGGGAAUGAUGCAAUCAACAGGAAUCCAAAUGGUUGUUAUUAUAGUGCUACCAGGAUAAAAAUAUGUUCUGAUGCUGUAUGGUUCUUCUCUGCAUGUAGAAAUUCCAGUUUUCAUGACAGAAUUUCAGACCAAGUAGGUAACCCCGUAUUAAGUCACAUAGACUGUUUACAAGAAGAAUUCCUACCCAGCCUCAUAUAAGAAGUUUUGGUGUGAAAAUAAAACACAUGGUUUUGCACGUUA
This is a messenger RNA of Neopsephotus bourkii (Bourke's parrot), 5399 nucleotides long. RefSeq names its product adhesion G protein-coupled receptor A1 (gene ADGRA1). Gene Ontology annotation, biological process: G protein-coupled receptor signaling pathway; cell surface receptor signaling pathway. The record is from RefSeq and is a predicted model, not a curated record. Gene Ontology annotation, molecular function: G protein-coupled receptor activity. Gene Ontology annotation, cellular component: plasma membrane; glutamatergic synapse; postsynaptic density. The transcript is spliced from 6 exons. Bases 358 to 1995 code for a protein of 545 amino acids. NCBI's taxonomy places the organism in Eukaryota, Metazoa, Chordata, Aves, Psittaciformes, Psittacidae.